UUAAUGUGUUCAUUUCACACUGGUGAAAACAAGACUACUCGGCAUCACAGACGUUGUUAAUAACUAUGCCAAAUACACCACAUCGAACAAGAUCUGGCCGCUGAUGGAGAAAUGUAAAUGGAUACCAUCUGUGCUUUAUGCGACGCACAACGCAGCUGGACCGAACGGUGUUCAUUCCAGUCUGAUACUUCAGCAUGGAAUAGCCAGCACGGCUUCUCUUGAAUCAAGCCUAUAACGUUAAUGUUAGCUGUCUACCCCCUUGCAAAUAACUAAAAAGCAAGCUUGAUUGCACCUCCAAUUGACCUUGUUUGUGCCUGUGUCAACUAUGGAGACAACUCAAGUGACUUUGGCAGUUAGGGGAGACACAUCCCCAGGUGAGGUGAUAGCCGUGGUUGGUAGCUGUGAAGCUUUAGGAGCCUGGUGCCAUCAGAGAGCUGUGACCCUACAACCUGCUGAACACGAUGGCACAUUGUGGAAGAGGAUCAUCAGUGUGCCCAGAGGUGCUGUGUCAACCUACCGCUAUUUCAAAGGCCACUUCCUGGAGUCAAAGAGUGCAGGUGGUCCCUGUCAGGUGAUAGUCACUAAGUGGGAGACCCACCAGCAGCCACGCCUGAUGAGCCCCACAGAAUCACACCUUGAUAUUGACAAUGGCCAAUUUGGAUUCCACAAUGGCUUAGAGUGUGUGGACUCUGGGUGGCUGACGUGCCAGACAGAGAUCCGUUUGCGUCUGCACUAUUCAAAGACGUCUCCUGUAUCCAUCACCAAGAAGAAAUAUAAGAAGUCUCGUUUCAGGAUCAAGCUGACACUGGAAGGUGUAGAAGAGGAGGAGGAGGAUGAUGAAGAGCAGGAGCAGAGCGCGGUAGCGUGGCACAAGAUGACCACCACGCUGGAGACCAGUAUGAUCAGUGGAGAUGGGUACAAGUCCCGCCACUCCCAGCCUGAGUGUGGUUAUGCCCUGGAGGCCUCACAGUGGACAGAGUACGUCAUCCACACCAUGGACCCUGACAACCUGGAACUCACCUUUGACUUCUUUGAGGAGGACAUGGGUGAGCAUGUGGUGGCAGGGGAUGCCCACCCGGGGACCGUGGGUACGGCCUGCCUUCUCUCCUCAUUCUUUGUGGAGAGUGGCAAGGACACGGGUGUGGUCACUCUGCCCAUCAUGAAACGCAACUCCAGACAGACCCUGGGCAAAGUCCGAGUGGACUACCUGGUGAUCCGUCCUAUCGAGGGACUACAGUGUGAAAUGAGCUCGUCCUUCACCAAGUACUGGAGGAAGAGGAGUGCCCCCCUGGACGUAGGCCACAGAGGGGCCGGCAGCACACACGCAGCCAAACAUACCAAAGUUAGGGAGAACACCAUUGCCUCGUUUAAAAGUGCUGCCAAUCAUGGGGCUGCCUAUGUAGAGUUUGACGUCCAUCUCUCCAAGGACUGCGUCCCCAUCGUGUACCACGAUCUCACCUGCUGCAUCUCCACUAAGAAGAAAGGAGACAAGCUCUCUCUGGACCUGUUUGAAGUUCCUGUCAAAGACCUCACAUACGACCAGCUACAGCAGCUCAAGUUGGGCCAUGCUUCUGCCUUGAAGGUGAACGACCACAAAGAUGAUGAUGAAGAGGAGGAGGUUGACGAGCAUCAGCCCUUCCCUUCCUUUUCCCAGAUAUUCCAAGCAGUGCCUGAAAAUGUGGGCUUCAACAUCGAGCUGAAGUGGGUUUGUCAGAUGAAGGAUGGUUCGUGGGAAGGAAACCUGUCCUCGUACUUCAACAUGAACCUGUUCCUGGACAUCAUACUGACCUGUGUGCUGCAGAGAGCUGGCAAGAGACGCAUCGUCUUCUCCUGCUUCGACCCUGACAUCUGCACUAUGGUUCGUCAGAAGCAGAACAAGUACCCAAUCCUGUUCCUGACCCAGGGCAUCUCUGAGAUCUACCCGGAGCUCAUGGACAUCCGCUGUCGCACCACACAGAUCGCCAUGAGCUUCGCACAGAGCGAAAACCUCCUGGGUAUUAGUGCCCACACUGAGGAGCUCCUUCAGAACCUGGAGCACAUCCGAGAGGCCCAGUCUAAAGGCCUGGUAGUGUUCUGCUGGGGAGACCUCAACAACGACCACGACAACAGGACCAAGCUACGGGAACAGGGCAUUGACGGACUCAUCUACGACAGAAUAUGUGAAAGCUGGUGGCCAAAUCAUGUCAUUGACUCUCACCCUACUGGUUCUUCUGAUGCCAUAGCUGAUCAUGUAAUGAUCUGUGACGACCAGGUCGAGCAGCCUAACAUCUUCAAAGUAGAGGAGCAGCACACGCUGCAGGAAACGCUCAAGAGCUUUGUGUGUUCCUGCUACACCAUCCCCUGCCAGGCGGCUCCUGUCUGCCCCUCCUCCACCUCCAAGAAGCACAAUGGCAGUGCAGAGUCUGACUCGGGCCUCAGCUCCUCCUGAACAACUCACUGCCCCCUAAGUUUGUCACUAGAUAGGACAGAAGCGUAAAUCCAUAUAGACAGAAUUGAUGAGUAAGUGUACACUACUGUGUUACAUAGGAGCCACACUAGGGAAGAGGGGAAAUUAUAAUUGUAUUAACCUGUUGUACUGGAAGUGUAACUUUUUGCCUGUGUGAGCAGAGCGCAAGCCACUUUAUCCUAAUGUUCUCAGGUGUGAGCUGCUUGUCAAUCUUUUAAGCUUGAGCAGCGCAAGCCUCUCGCAAAGCUACCGGGCUUACGCCUGGUUUCAUUGAAGUGAUUUGGAGCGUAUCACACUCUGAAAAAGUUGCGCGUCCGGUGUAGCGCCUAUGCUAGGGGUUAGGCGUUGUGUUGGUAAUCACAAUGUUGGUUUAAAAAACACUUCUAUCCUCUCUAGCAUGACCAGAAAGUGACAACCCUUACUGAACUGACCUCCACUCGGUCCACUGAAGCCAUACACAAGCUGUGUCCAGAUCAGUGUCCUCUUAGCUGUUUGCUUUAACUGGAAAAAGGAUGGUUUUGAAAAGGGAUGUUUUGCUAGAAAAGGCUUCUGGCAUUUGUUAUUUGGAUUUUAGUUCUAUACAGUUGAAUGACUGUGGGAUAUGCACCUCAGUCACAAUAAUAAUGGAAUUCCCUGUACAUUCACAGGUCUUCACUUACAAAUUAAUGCCUACUCAAGGAAUUUAUUUUCAAGUGCAUCUUUUAUUUAGCAAAUUUGCUAAAUACAAAUCAAACUAAAGUGCUGAAAUGAACUGUAUAUUAGCUUUUCCAGAUAUAAAGUUUAUUCUUGGAGUAUCAUAGGUUUAAUUUAAGCAUAUGCUGUAGUUUGAAGUCUUUAGGCAGAUAAUGAUUUGCAUCUGCGUUAUGAUUUUCCUCAUAUGAUAUAGCCAACAUUUUACAACAGCAGUGUUAUUUUUGUCACUCAUAUAAUUUUGAUAGGGAGUAUUGCAGUAGAACAAGAUAAUUCGGGACUGUGACCAAAACUUUCUCAGGUGGUUUUAAAUUCAAAUGUCCAUUUGAACUUAAACUCAUACAAUGUGAUUUGUAUUGGGAGUGCCCUGAGCUGUGCCAUUAAUGAAGUGUCAUUACUGGAUGACCAGAUUAUAAAGUGUUGCUGUGGGUGCCUAAAUCUGAACAGAUUAAUAAUAUCACUUUAAUGACCUGUUGAAUGACCAGUAGAAAAACAGUUUGUUUGUGCUCUCAACACCACCUUGAAUCUGUGAGCUCAAAAGUCACCAUUAGGGAAAGGUAUACACUCCUACAUAUUUAUUUGUACAGUGAAGCUAAAAUGUUUAGUGUUGUUUUGUACUCAAGCAUUUUGGAUUUGAGGAAAUGUUUGAGGCGACAGUUACACAUCUGUAACUUUUUCACUCGUCAUUAUUCACCAUUUAUUUGUGAUUAUCCAAAAAGUGUGGUAUUAAUAUAGAAGUGUUCAGAAACCUGUUCUAUUCUUAUUAACAAUAAAAAUAAAAAUAAAUGAGACUGAAUUCAUUUCUAAAUGGUAAAACAUGUAUUUAAAAUGCUCUCAAAUUAAAGGUGAUUACUGUCGCCUCAUUUAAAACAUUGGAUCCCAAAUGCUGGAGUACAGAGACAAAUUCAAAGUUUUAGCUUCAAUGUCCAAAUAAGUAGGGGAGUAUAGGUAGCCCUUUGUUAUGGCUAGGUCUAGUCCACACAACUCAAUCCCUAUCUCCCUUUGAUGAGAAGGGUUUUCUUAGUAGCUGUGCUUGCUCAACACACAAUAUAUGCCAUUUAGCAGAUUCUUUUUUUUUGUUGAGUGGUCCCGGGAAUCAAACCCACUAUCCUGCCGUUGCAAGCGCCAUGCUCUACCACCUGAACUACAGAGGACCACAUCAUCAGAAAGCCUUAAUGGAGAAGUUUUAUGAUUUCACUAGUCUGACUGCCACUUGUUUCAGUCUCUUCAUACCUCUGAUCAUUUCAUGUAAUAGAAGACCAAUAUUUGUCUUGCCUCCACUGAACAAAAGUUUUUUUUUUUUUUCCUUGCAAAGUUUUCCUGCACAUUGCAACUCACAUUUUUCCUACGUCCGUAUUUUGUUCUACAAUCUUUUAUUUAAAUGCACAUGGAAGACAUGUAACUGUCUAUUUUUCCUAAACGGUGUACAUGACAUGUAAACAUUUCACUUGAACACAGAGAAGCAAGCACAGCUUGCAUUGUUGUAGAAAUGUAUAGUCUGUCUGCUCGUUUGUCUGUUUUAAGUUAUAAAAGUAAGGCAAAAAAAAGUAUCUUAAUGUUUGACACUUUUACUGUAUGUAUGGCCUACUGUUAGUCAUAAUGCAUGCCCCUCAGACAGAGUGCUAUGGUGGACUGGGUGACUGGGUGAUUGUAUCCACGGUCACUCGUUCAUGUCACACCCCUGCUACUCUGUCUGGACAAUACAAUGCUAGCUAAAUGAAUUGAAAAAUUAAUAAAAUGAUUUAGAAACUUA
This is a messenger RNA of Salvelinus fontinalis (brook trout), 4889 nucleotides long. Its product is annotated as glycerophosphocholine phosphodiesterase GPCPD1-like. Gene Ontology annotation, molecular function: glycerophosphocholine phosphodiesterase activity; starch binding. The record is from RefSeq and is a predicted model, not a curated record. Bases 326 to 2428 code for a protein of 700 amino acids. The transcript has 23 exons. NCBI's taxonomy places the organism in Eukaryota, Metazoa, Chordata, Actinopteri, Salmoniformes, Salmonidae. Gene Ontology annotation, biological process: glycerophospholipid catabolic process.